CUGUUUGUUUACAUCAGUUCCUUCCUUUCCCGGUGGGAGCCUAUUAGUGGAUUACAGUGGGAAAGACGAAAAAGAGGAGAAAGGGGAAGAAAACACCUUGGAGUGGAAAGCGGUCCUACAAUGAGAAUUACGAGCACAUCUUGCAUCUGUCCAGUCCUCAUUUGUCUCUGUUUCGUGCAGAGGUGUUAUGGGACUGCACACCAUGGCUCCAUCAAGGUGACCAGAAACCAGACCAAACAGAUCGAGGGGGAAACAGAAGUGCACCAUCGCCCCAAACGUGGAUGGGUGUGGAACCAGUUCUUUGUUUUAGAAGAGCACAUGGGACCCGACCCACAGUAUGUUGGAAAGCUGCACUCCAAUUCCGACAAAGGUGAUGGAUCAGUCAAAUACAUCCUUACCGGAGAAGGGGCUGGGACUAUAUUUAUUAUUGACGACACUACGGGGGACAUCCAUUCGACCAAAAGCCUAGAUCGAGAGAAGAAGACGCACUAUGUGUUGCAUGCCCAGGCUAUUGACAGAAGGACAAACAAGCCGCUGGAGCCUGAAUCAGAGUUCAUUAUCAAAGUUCAAGACAUCAAUGACAACGCUCCAACGUUCACAGAUGGGCCAUACAUUGUUACAGUGCCAGAGAUGUCUGAUAUGGGUACCUCAGUCCUUCAGGUGACAGCUACAGAUGCAGAUGAUCCCACAUAUGGAAAUAGUGCCCGGGUAGUGUACAGUAUUCUUCAGGGACAGCCAUAUUUCUCUGUUGACCCUAAAACAGGAGUCAUCAGGACAGCCUUGCAUAACAUGGACAGGGAAGCCAGAGAACAUUACUCGGUUGUCAUUCAAGCCAAAGAUAUGGCUGGACAAGUCGGAGGGUUGUCAGGAUCGACCACCGUCAAUAUAACACUCACGGAUGUCAACGACAAUCCUCCCAGGUUCCCUCAGAAACAUUAUCAGUUGUAUGUUCCUGAGUCGGCACAAGUUGGCUCUGCAGUGGGCAAAAUCAAGGCCAACGACGCAGACACUGGGUCGAAUGCUGAUAUGAAAUACACAAUUAUAAAUGGGGACGGCUCUGGAGUCUUUUCCAUGUCGACGGACAAGGAAACGCGAGAAGGAAUUAUCUCCCUGAAGAAGCCACUCAACUAUGAAAAAAAGAAAUCCUAUACUCUUAAUAUAGAAGGAGCAAAUACCCACCUCGAUUUCCGCUUCUCACACUUAGGACCUUUUAAAGAUGUAACUAUGUUGAAGAUUAUUGUUGGCGACGUAGAUGAGCCUCCAAUAUUCACUUUACCUUCCUAUGUGAUGGAUGUUUAUGAGAAUGCCAAGAUUGGGACAAUUGUGGGCACCGUGACAGCACAAGAUCCAGACAGUGCGAACAACGCAAUAAGAUAUUUUAUUGAUCACCAUAUGGAGGAAGACAGAUAUUUCAUCAUUGAUGUCAACACUGGAACUGUUAAGACAGCCAAGGUUUUUGACAGGGAAGAAAUCUCUUGGUACAAUAUCACAGUCACCGCUUCUGAAAUUGACAGUCCUGGCCUGCUGAGCCACGUUCCUGUUGGAAUUAAAAUUCUUGAUGUCAAUGACAACCCUCCAGAGCUCGCCAGAGACUAUGAUGUGGUUGUCUGCGAGAAUGCAAAGGCAGGGCAGGUUAUUCAGACUAUCAGUGCCACUGACAGAGAUGAGUUUGCCAAUGGACAAAGGCUCCAUUUUUCUCUGGACAACAGUCUUUCUUUAAACCCCAACUUUACGCUGAAGGAUAAUGAAGAUAACACAGCCAGUAUCGUUACCAGACGGCGGCGAUUUAGCCGGACGAUCCAGGAUGUGUAUUACCUCCCUGUUGUGAUCGCCGAUGGGGGGAUCCCUUCUCUCAGCAGCAGUGCCACCCUAGUGAUCCGCGUGUGCGCAUGUGAAAGAGAUGGGCGUGUGCGGACCUGCAAUGCUGAAGCAUUCCUUUCCUCUGCGGGACUGAGUACAGGAGCCUUAAUUGCUAUCCUGCUAUGCGUUGUCAUUCUCCUGGCAAUAGUGGUCCUUUUUAUCACGCUCAGACGCAGCAAAAAGGAGCCUCUGAUCAUUUCGGAAGAGGAUGUCCGGGAAAAUGUUGUCACCUACGACGACGAGGGCGGCGGCGAGGAGGACACUGAAGCUUUUGACAUUACUGCUCUGCGGAACCCAUCAGCUGCUGAAGAACUGAAGUAUCGGCGGGAUGUUCGGCCUGAAGUGAAGCCCACAUCCAAGCACCCCACUUCAUCUAGCCUUGAGAGCAUAGAUGUUCAGGAAUUUAUUAAACAAAGACUGGCCGAAGCGGACCUAGACCCGAGCGUACCACCAUACGAUUCUCUACAGACAUAUGCGUAUGAGGGUCAAAGGUCAGAAGCUGGAUCUAUCAGCUCAUUGGAUUCAGCUACCACACAUUCUGACCAGGAUUAUAAUUACCUUGGUGACUGGGGACCAGAGUUUAAGAAGCUAGCAGAACUUUAUGGAGAAAUAGAAUCCGAAAGAACAACUUAA
Messenger RNA from Euleptes europaea (tarantolino), 2493 nucleotides. It is a transcript of the gene CDH18, whose product is annotated as cadherin 18. The coding region runs from base 121 to 2493 and encodes 790 amino acids. Gene Ontology annotation, cellular component: adherens junction; plasma membrane; catenin complex. Gene Ontology annotation, molecular function: calcium ion binding; cadherin binding. The record is from RefSeq and is a predicted model, not a curated record. The transcript is spliced from 11 exons. Gene Ontology annotation, biological process: calcium-dependent cell-cell adhesion; homophilic cell-cell adhesion; cell-cell junction assembly. NCBI's taxonomy places the organism in Eukaryota, Metazoa, Chordata, Lepidosauria, Squamata, Sphaerodactylidae.